AAAAAUGUCAAUGUCAAAGUCAAUGUCAACAUUUUUUCUGUGAUUUCGUUGUUACGUUACUUGUUUUUUAUAUUAUAAAUAUGAGAAAAUCCCAUUUAUACACAGAAUAGUAAAUCGUUCUUGAAAUGUUAUCAGAAAUCAACUUCUGUGACCUAUAUUUACAGUGUUAUUAAUAACAAAAACCGGUCUAAAAUGACGAGUGCUACUAUUCAGGAAAUUGAAGGAAUAGACGACUAUUGGGGUCCGGCGUUCCGUUCGGUGUACGAAGGUGACGGACAUGAAGCGUUCGUGCAGCAACUUGACGAGCGUAUCAAGCAGCAUGACAAGGAGAUCGAGAAACUGUGCAACUUCCACUAUCAGGGCUUCAUUGACUCCAUCCGUGAGUUGCUCCAAGUCCGCUCACAUGCAGAAGAGCUGCAUGCUGAGAUAUCAAAUGUGGAUGGCAAUGUUAAGGAGACCACAGAAGGCCUCUGCUCCCGGGCCGAGGAGUUGAUCAGAGCGCGUCGUGUGGAGCUGAACAUCGCGGCUACUAUUGAAAAGAUGGAGCUCUGCCUCCCGUUGCUUACUACUUACUCCAAGUUGAAGACCCAGGUUGAGGCUAAGAGAUACUACCCAGCCCUAAAGACCCUCGAACAACUAGAACACGUUCUCCUCCCGCGCGUAGGCCCAUACAAGUGGUGCGCGCAGAUCGCAGCCGACAUCCCGCGCCUGCGGCAAGCCAUACGGGACGCGUCCAUGGCCGACCUCAGAGGGUUCCUGGAGAACAUACGCCGGCUCAGUCCCCAGGUUGGUGCAAUGGCAUUAAAGCAAACUCAAGACAUGCUGGGUAGAAGCUUGGCUACUAUUGUAAAAACUAAGAAGGACAUGGCCGUUCUCGGCAUCGCUCGAGAGAACCUCGGACCCCAGUGCCCUCACGAGCUGGUGGACUUCAGCCCGCUGCACCGCUGCCUGCACAUCCACGGCGUGCUGGGCGCCAAGAACGACUUCAUACAGUACUACAGAGCUCAACGCAAGCAGCAAGCGCGUUUGGUGCUGAUCCCUUCGGGCAACCUUCACGACAACAUACAAAGCGUGAAGAACUACCUCAAUGCAGUGCUGGGAUUCUUCAUACUGGAGGAACAUCUUCUUAGCACUGGUGCAGGGCUGGUUUCCAAGGAUUGGCUUCUAGACACAUGGAGUAUGUCUGUGAAUAAAGUAGCUUCGACUCUGCGUACAAACACAUCGCUCAUCACAGACCCGACCCUCAUGUUGAGCAUCAAGCAUCAGAUAGUGCUGUUCAUUAACACGCUCAAAUGCUACGGCCUGCCCGCGGAUCCGCUCCCACUGCUCCUGCAGGAGAUGGCGGAGCACUACACGGAGGUGCUGAUGCAGCGCUGGGUGGUCGUGUUCAGGGAUAUACUGGACAAUGCCACCUUCCUGCCUAUUGAGGUGGCCGAUCAAGAACAAUAUGACGGUGUAAUGGACACAUUCCCUUACGACGGAGAAGAAUUAGAAGCUCAAGGUUUCCCCAGGAAAUUCCCAUUCUCAUCCAUAGUCCCCGCAGUGUACGUGCAAGUGAAGGAGUUCAUAUACGCGUGGCUCAAGUACUCGGCCGGCCUCGGCCUCGGUGGGGGCCGACGCGCAGCCGCGGCGAGACACUCGGCCUCGCUAUUGUUGAGCAGGUCCUUUACGGGCUGCCUGUCGGCGCUGUUCCGACAUCCUCUACCACUGAUGCAACUUGUUCAGAUAAUCGUGGACACCCACUAUCUGGAAGACGCGACCAUAUGUCUCUACGAGUUCAUUAGCAAUAUCACUGGUUCAGAGCUGGUCACUACACAGGCUGCAGGCAGCAUGUUCCAAGCGGCCCGCGACGACGCAGAGAAACAAAUCUGCGACAACCUUGAAAAGAAAGUCGACGAGUUCCUCGACCUCGAAAACUACGACUGGUUGUUGGUCGAACCGACCGGACAGGCCUCGGCUUUUGUUACAGACAUGCUGAGCUACCUGUCCGGGGUACUGACUUCUUUGGAACAGUUACCGGAACGUGCCAGAGUAGCAGCAGUCCGCGCAGCCACCAAUCGCAUCGCGAGCCGCCUGCGCAAGCUGCUGCUGGACCCCGGCGUGAGGCAGGUGUCGUCGGGCGCGCUGUACCAGCUGGACCUGGACGUCAUCCAGUGCGAGCAGUUCGCGGCCGCCGAGCCCGUGCCCGGCCUGCGGGAGGGCGAGCUGCUGGAACAGUUCACUAGUCUACGACAACUCCUCGACCUCAUCACGGGCUGGGACUGGUCGUCGUACCUGCACGACAUCAACAUGGAGGGCAACAAGUACAACCUCGUGACUCCCCGCGACGCGGCUGCCCUCCUCGAGAAGCUGAAGGAGGCCGAGUCCAAGUCUUCCGUCUUUGCCGUCUUGAAAAAGAACGAGAGGGACAGAAGGAAGCUGCUCGAUACCGUUUUGAAGCAGUUGAAACAAUUGCAAAAUCAGGAUGGCUAGUUAUCUCUAGCUAUGCCUUUUCAGCCUUGGAGGAUUUAACAACUGGAGACGCCUUGUCUGUAAUUUUAUGUGAAAAACAGUCAGCCGAUCCCGCAGCCUAUCUUUAAUCCCGAUACCUGCGGGACUGCGUAUUAUUAAUCCCGCGGGAUCCCGGUAAUUACGGGAUCUCGCAUGAAAAUUAAAACUAUUAAUACAAGGUUAAAACACAUUUAACUAAUCAAUCUUGUUCCACAUUUCAAAUCAACCAUAGGAUCAUAGAUAAAGAAAAAUAAAAACAUACCUUCAUUAAUGACAACGUCAGAAGACUAAAUAUUAUUUUUCAUUUUUAAAAUAUAAUCAGUUUGGUCAGCUUUCUGCUGAGAAUAUUAGCGAAGAAAACAUAACAUGGAUUUUGCCUAACUACUGCGAAUUUUAGAGACAAUAUAUCCAACCACAGGAAAAGGCAUAAUUUAUUUACCAAUGGAUCUGCCACAAUAAUGAACAUUCAUCUCUUUUUUGAUUAUAGACUCAAGUGUGUUAGUCAGAGAUGGUGAUGAACAAAAAAGAUGGGAGGCUGAUGAAUUAUAGCCAGCUCUAAUUUCUGUUGCAUCGUUCAGAAUGCGGGACUGCAAAUCCCACGGGAUCCCGGAAUACCGAGAUCUCGGAAUACCGGGAUUGGAAGCCCUAGGCACACCAAAUGUAUGGCUAUUAUUAAAUCCUCCAAGUUAUCAGCUAUAGCAAAGGGUAAUUAACAGUGUAGCAGAGGAGUAGUCUUAAGGAAAAAUCUUACCUCUAAUUUUGUAGCUGGAGUAACUGUAACGCCAUUUAGGGGCACGAUUUAUUCUUGGACUGUACACCUCUUCAAAAACCAAUAACGCUUUGGGUUUUAUCAGUAUUUGUCUUGAAACUCGAGAGUAAUCUAUUUGUAUUGCUAAUGGAUGUAGUUUGUAAUAAUAUGUCUUUGUAUAUAUCUCACAAAUAUAUUAACCCCUUGAGUCGCAGGCAUAGACAAUAUCAGAAACUUCUAAGGCUUUCGACUAGUACAUUUUGUAUGAUUUUGUCCGUGGGAGUCCAGGGGUUAAGCUUUUAGUGCCUUUGUGUGUUAACUCUUUGAUCGCCUAAGGGCCACUUGCACCACUAAUCCGGAGUUAACCGGUUCAACCGUUAACCCAGUGUCAGAGUGUACUUGUAACCAUGGUAACUCCAGGUUUAACCGGUUAACCCGGGGUUAGUUAUUGGUGCAAGUGGCCCUAAGGAAACGCGGUUGCAGGCCAAUAUCAACCAUCAUACAUUCCGAUAAGGUUCACGGUGACGCACGCAAAUUAUAGGCGUGGCCACAGAAUAAAUAAUAGUACUACCAUACAGAAAUGACACUUCAUACAAAACCGAAGUUUGACAGCGAUUCAGGGUCGAAUUAUGCUGUCCCUUUCUAAUGUCACUAUCCCGGCUAUUUAGGGUUGUCAAAAUUCAAGUCAUUAUCUUAUCUGUGGUCGUGCACGUAUAGGGACGUCAAGUUGUGUCAACCCUAAUAAUUGCUCGGAGCAAUGCUGAGCCGAGAAAAGCCGAAAGGAGGAGUGUCGCCACACUGGCGUGGCGUUCAAAGGGUUAAUUUCCGGUUAGAUAGGUUCGCUUAGCAUAGAAUCUAAAUUAGACAGUAGGAUUAAAAUGGUACUGUUAAAACAAAAAUCGUAUGCAAUGAUGAUAUGAUAAGUUAUCCUUGCGUACCUGCCAUCAUUUAAUUUUACGCAAAUAUAUCAAGCUUUAAUAAAUUCAGAAUUUGUAAAAACAAAAAUCAAAAUUAAUUUUCACCCCACCAGCUCGAAAAGGCUCUCUUUAUUCUAAUAACAAAUGAAAAAUUAGCGUUUUAUCCACAAGAGUAGCAAAGUAUAAUUCCAUGCUAAUUCUGAGUUGUUUCUUCAUGAUGGCUGGUAGAAUUGAUGCUCCUCAUUGCAAUGUUUUACUGUUCCUAAGUAUUUUUCUCACGUUUGGUGUGGUGAAAAAUGUUGUGUUACACUCGGAGGCAAAGUUUGUUGAACCCUCUCAACGCUCAAGAUUCCACCUUUCGAACCACUCGCUACGCUUAUGUUUUAAUUUUGGAAUCUUUCGCUUACUCAGGUAUCAAUAUUAGCGUGAGGGGUUAAACAUCUCUGCCCCCUUGUAAAACAAAUAAUUAUUUCCUUUUGACGUAGCUACGAAAAAGUGUAAAUGGUGUCUAAGAAUAAAUAAAUAAAUAAAUAUUAUAGGACUUUAUUACACAAAUUGACUAAGUCCCACAGGAAGCUCAAUAAGGCUUGUGUUGAGGGUACUUAGACAACGAUAUAUAUAAUAUAUACAUAUUUAUAAAUACUUAAAUACAUAGAAAACACCCAUGACUCAGGAACAAAUAUCCAUGCUCAUCACACGAAUACAUGCCCUUACCAGGAUUUGAACCCGGGACCAUCAGCUUCGUAGGCAGGGUCACUACCCACUAGGACAGACCGGUCGUCAAAAGAAAAAAUCCACUGUUAAUAAUAAAUUGGUAAAGACAAUUCAGAAACAAAGACUAUAAAUUGUUAAAGACAAUUCAAUAACAAAGACUAUCAAUACAAAGAUAGCAUCCCUCAGUAAAUAAUCAUCCCAUUUUACUGUGGAAUUCAGUGGCGUCAUCUUCAGUGAUGAGAACGAACACAACUUUUUAUAGAAAUUGGCUAUCUUCAUUAUGAACUUGUCUUAAAAAUUCAUUAUUUAAGUAAUUUACACAACAUCAACUAAUGUAGUGAUAGAGAGCAUUUAUAGUUUUUUAGGAAUCAUAUCCAUAAAUGUUAAAAAGUAUGUUUUAUUCAUUCGUACGUUUGGAAUUAUGUAAUGGAAGUUUUAUUUGUAUGUAUUUAUGGUCAAUAUAGAGUAUUGUUACUAUUGUUGAGUUUUCUUUCUACCAUUUUUGCGAGCUAUUUCAAAUUUUGACAUAGCAUAUAGUUUUUAGAAAAAUAGGCAGUAAAUAAAUAAAUAAUUACAUUAGGUUAAUGAUGCAGAAACAUCAUAAACGAAAAAGAGCAAGACCAAGACAGAGAUGGACAGAUGAAAUAAAUAGAAUAGCUGGCAGAGACUGGAUGUCCAAAGCUAAUGAUAGAGUAGUAUGGAAUAAGAUGGAGGAGGCCUUCACUCGAAUAGAGGUCCUUAAUUCAUAAAUAAUUUAAUUGAACUGCAUGAGAUAUAUUGAAAAAUAACAAAAUGUAUAAUUACUUACUUAUUUCAAAUCGUAACCGUAUUUAAUAGUAAAAUUUAAUGAUUAAUUUAAUUAAUUAAGAUGAAAUUAGUAUCUAAAUUAAUUUGCAUGUAAAUGAUUUACGAAUUGUUGUGCAUUGUAAUGUAUUCUAAGGAAUAAAUGAAGCUAUAAUAAUAAUGCAGAAAAUGCUUAA
Messenger RNA from Cydia pomonella (codling moth), 5849 nucleotides. It is a transcript of the gene Sec15, whose product is annotated as exocyst complex component 6. Lineage: Eukaryota; Metazoa; Arthropoda; Insecta; Lepidoptera; Tortricidae. The transcript is spliced from 16 exons. The record is from RefSeq and is a predicted model, not a curated record. Gene Ontology annotation, cellular component: membrane; exocyst. Bases 193 to 2472 code for a protein of 759 amino acids. Gene Ontology annotation, biological process: intracellular protein transport; exocytosis; Golgi to plasma membrane transport.